AGAUUUUUGAAAAGUAUGAAUUGAUAUAGAACCGGGAUGAAUAAGAAUGGCCAUUUUUGUGCUCCGCUACUAAACAAUCUUCCCAAGCAGGGAAAGCAGGCUGAUGCACAAGCUGCCCUUUGCAAGCAGGAGGGAGUGGCAGGAAAGGAAGGAAGGCUGCUGAGGAGGAGGAGGGGGAAGAGGAGGAGCGGAGUCCGUCAGUCAGUCUGUGUCCAGUGUACGAUAGCGUAGGAAAGCAGUCGUUGGCUGAGAAAGCCUGGACACUCCCGGGAUUCAGACGCUCCCUGAACACAACACCGUCUCCUGCCAGGCUGGCCACAAUGCAUCUGAACCCUCAAGGACAUCAGUGGACUGCAUGUGGACGUGUGACUCACCCCCACUAGACCUGCACUUUUGAAAAUCUCCAUUGGUAUGAUAAAGGGUCAACAGAUGGAGUCUGAAUGUCCACGUGUAGAGGAUGACCCCGACAUCAGGGUGAUGACGGCAGGGUCGACUCUGAGGAAGGUUAAAUCUCGUUCCUGGAAAAAGCAACGCCAUUUUCGACUCCUGGAGGACGGUCUGAGUGUUUGGUACAAGUCUCGAUGGUUAGGGAAAGGCCACUCCACUUUCUCAGUGAGCGAGGUCGAGGUCGUGCGCGAAGGCCACCAGUCGGAGGUCUUGCUGAGCAUCGCAGACGAGUUCUCCGCGGACCUCUGUUUCACCUUGGUGUUUCACGGUCGCCAAGGCACCCUGGACCUUGUGGCCGAGUCCCCAGAGGAGGCGCGGGCCUGGAUCCAGGGUUUGCGCAAGCUCAUCAACAAAGCUCAAACUAUGGAUGAGAAACAGUGGCUGGAUCAGUGGGUCCGGGACUGGUUUCACAAAGCUGACAAAAACAAAGACGGGAAGAUGAACUUCAAAGAAGUGCGGACACUGUUGAAGAUGAUGAACGUGGAAAUGAAUGAGGACCAUGCGUUCCAUCUCUUCACGAUGGCUGACCAAUCAGAAAGUGGCUCUUUGGAAAGCGAGCAGUUUGUCCUCUUCUACAAGAUGCUCACCCAGAGGGAUGAGGUGUGGAGAGUGUUCCAGGACUACUCUGGAGACGGAGAGAAGUUCAUGCUGGAGGAGCUGGAGAGCUUCCUGAAGGUGGAGCAACAGGAGGGAGAAGACAUCGCCCGACAUGCCCGGGAGCUUAUCGACCGAUAUGAACCAUCGGAAACAGCCAAGAAGCAAGGUACCAUGUCCCUGGAAGGCUUUCAGAUGUACCUGUGCUCUCAGGAGGGCUCCAUAUUCAGACCAGAACACCUGGCCCUCUACCAGGACAUGAGCCAACCACUUAGCCACUACUUCAUCUCCUCCUCACACAAUACCUACCUUCUGGAGGACCAGCUGCGGGGCCAAAGCAGCCUGGAAGCAUACAUCCAGGCCCUGAAGAGAGGCUGUCGCUGUGUGGAAGUGGACUGUUGGGACGGCAGCGACGGGGAGCCAGUGGUGUAUCACGGUCACACGCUGACUUCCAAGAUCCUCUUCAAAGACAUCAUUGUAAAACUCAAAGAAUAUGCAUUUAUGACAUCAGACUUUCCAGUCAUCUUGUCCCUUGAGAACCAUUGUGGUGUGGAACAACAGACGAUAAUGGCCAAGCACCUUAGCCAAAUCUUAGGUGACACACUAUUGAGGAGCCUUUUGGAUGGACAGGCAUCUCAGAAUCUCCCUUCUCCACAGGAGAUGAAAGGGAAGAUUUUGUUGAAAGCCAAGAAAAUUGCUGGUCAAGAGGACGAAGCUAAUGCAGAUGAUGUUAGUGAUGAAGAGGAUAUGUCCACCGGUGGUGCUGAGAACCGAUCUCUUGAAGACCUAACGGCACCUGAGACUUUGAACCACCACGAGAAGGUCGUUGCACGGAAAGCCGUGUCCAAACUCUCGAGGGAGUUGUCCGAUUUGGUGGUUUACUGCAAGAGUGUCCAUUUCCAUGGUUUUAAAAGUGCUCCUCUGAAUUCCAAAUACAAUGAGAUGUCUUCGUUCUCUGAGUCUAAGGCCAAGAGGCUUGCAAAGGAAGCAGGAUCAGACUUUGUGCAGCAUAAUUCAGUACAUCUAAGCAGGAUUUACCCUAGUGGCCUUAGGACCGACUCAUCUAACUAUAAUCCUCAGGAGAUGUGGAACUUGGGGUGCCAGAUAGUGGCUCUGAACUUCCAGACAGCAGGGCUGGAAAUGGAUCUGAAUGAUGGGCUUUUUAGACGAAAUGGCUCCUGUGGCUAUGUGCUUAAGCCUCGCUUCAUGCGAGAUAGUAACACAAAGUUUGACCCGGAGAAACCGGAGGAGCAGCCAGGCUACAAACCAUUACGCUUAUCCAUUCAGGUGAUUAGUGGGCAGCAGCUACCAAAGGUGAACCAGAAAGAAGGCUCUAUUGUAGACCCUUUGGUCAGAGUCGAGAUCUAUGGCGUGCCACAGGACCAGACUAAAGAAGAGACCAGUCACAUCAACAACAAUGGUUUUAACCCCGUGUGGAAUCAAACUCUGAAUUUCGUCAUCCAUACUCCUGAUUUGGCCUUGGUUCGUUUUGUGGUAGAAGAUUACGACAAGACAUCCAGAAAUGACUUCAUUGGACAGUACACGCUCCCGUUCACAUGCAUCCAAUCAGGGUAUCGUCACAUCCAUCUUCUUUCAAAGGAUGGAACGGCCAUCCCUCCGUCCUCAUUGUUUGUCAAUAUCAGUAUCUCGGAACUAACAUGAAGAACGUGUGGCCAGAUGUUGUCACCAUUCCAAUCAGCGAGCACUGGGGUUUUCACCGACCUUAGAAAAAGACUGCAUUGGGAUCAUUGGGAUCUGUCCAUCAAGUUUGAACUGUUUACCCUGUUCAGCGUCGCAGAGACUGGAGCCUAUCCCAGCUGAUUUUGGGCCGACUAAACCAUGGACUGGUCGCCAAUUACAGAGUUCACAUAGCGACAGAAAACCAUUUGACUGAGGGGGGACUGAACCGACACCGCCUGCACAGACAUCCGGGGAGUCAAACUCUCGACUCAAAAUAGGCCUUUUCCACAAAUACAAGACUGCAGAGUUA
This is a messenger RNA of Nerophis lumbriciformis (worm pipefish), 3031 nucleotides long. Its product is annotated as 1-phosphatidylinositol 4,5-bisphosphate phosphodiesterase delta-4-like. Gene Ontology annotation, biological process: lipid metabolic process; intracellular signal transduction. Gene Ontology annotation, molecular function: calcium ion binding; phosphatidylinositol-4,5-bisphosphate phospholipase C activity. NCBI's taxonomy places the organism in Eukaryota, Metazoa, Chordata, Actinopteri, Syngnathiformes, Syngnathidae. Gene Ontology annotation, cellular component: plasma membrane. The record is from RefSeq and is a predicted model, not a curated record.